Molecule: messenger RNA, 2573 nt
Organism: Scomber scombrus (Atlantic mackerel)
Lineage: Eukaryota; Metazoa; Chordata; Actinopteri; Scombriformes; Scombridae
Product: NACHT, LRR and PYD domains-containing protein 12-like
Exons: 8
Molecular function (GO): protein binding
Source: RefSeq, a predicted model, not a curated record
AGGAAGAGAUUCAGAGAUGACGAGCAGGACAGCACCAUCAUCUCCCACAUCAAGACAUCACGAAGCCUCCACAUCAUGUGCCACAUCCCAGUCUUCUGCUGGAUCACUGCUACAGUUCUGGAGGAUGUGUUGAAAAGCAGAGAGGGAGGAGAGCUGCCCAAGACCCUGACUGAGAUGUACAUCCACUUCCUGGUGCUUCAGUCCAAACUGAAGAACAUCAAGUAUGAUGGAGGAGCUGAGACAGAUCCACACUGGAAUAAAAAGAAUAGGAAGAUGAUUGAGUCUCUGGGGAAACUGGCUUUUGAGCAGCUGCAGAAAGGCAACCUGAUCUUCUAUGAAUCAGACCUGACAGAGUGUGGCAUUGAUAUCAGAGCAGCUUCAGUGUGCUCAGGAGUGUUCACACAAGUCUUUAAAGAGGAGAGAGGGCUGUACCAGGACAAGGUGUUCUGCUUCGUCCAUCUGAGUGUUCAGGAGUUUCUGGCUGCUCUUCAUGUCCAUCUGACAUUCAUCAAGUCUGGAGUCAAUCUGCUGACAGAACAACAAACAACAUCCUGGUCUGAAGUGUUCGGAGGCAAAUCAACCCGUUUCUACCAGAGUGCUGUAGACGAGGCCUUAAAGAGUCCAAAUGGACACCUGGACUUGUUCCUCCGCUUCCUCCUGGGUCUUUCACUGAAGACCAAUCAGACUCUCCUACGAAGUCUGCUGACACAGACAGGUAGUAGCUCACAGACCAAUCAGAAAACAGUCGAGUACAUCAAGAAGAAGAUCAGUGAGAAUGUGUCUGCAGAGAGAAUCAUCAAUCUGUUCCACUGUCUGAAUGAACUGAAUGAUCGUUCUCUAGUGGAGGAGAUCCAACAGUACCUGAGAUCAGGAAGUCUUUCCACAGAUAAACUGUCUCCUGCUCAGUGGUCAGCUCUGGUCUUCAUCUUACUGUCAUCAGGAAAAGAUCUGGACGUGUUUGACCUGAAGAAAUACUCUGCUUCAGAUGAGGCUCUUCUGAGGCUGCUGCCAGUGGUCAAAGCCUCCAACAAAGCUCUGUUGAGUGACUGUAACCUCUCAGAGAGAAGCUGUGCAGCUCUGUCCUCAGUUCUCAGCUCCCAGUCCUCUAGUCUGAGAGAUCUGGACCUGAGUCACAACAACCUGCAGGAUUCAGGAGUGAAGCAGCUUUCUGCUGGACUGGAGAGUCAACACUGUGGACUGGAAACUCUCAGGUUGAGUGACUGUAACCUCUCAGAGAGAAGCUGUGCAGCUCUGUCCUCAGUUCUCAGCUCCCAGUCCUCUAGUCUGAGAGAUCUGGACCUGAGUCACAACAACCUGCCGGAUUCAGGAGUGAAGCAGCUGUGUGCUGCACUGGAGAGUCCACACUGUACACUGGAAUCUCUCCUACUUGGCUGUAACCUCUCAGAGAGAAGCUGUGCAGCUCUGUCCUCAGUUCUCAGCUCCCAGUCCUCUAGUCUGAGAGAUCUGGACCUGAGUCACAACAACCUGCAGGAUUCAGGAGUGAAGCAGCUUUCUGCUGGACUGGAGAGUCCACACUUUGGACUGGAAACCUUCAGACUGAGUGACUGUAACCUCUCAGAGAGAAGCUGUGCAGCUCUGUCCUCAGUUCUCAGCUCCCAGUCCUCUAGUCUGAGAGAUCUGGACCUGAGUCACAACGACCUGCAGGAUUCAGGAGUGAAGCAGCUUUCUGCUGGACUGGAGAGUCCACACUGUGGACUGGAAACUCUCAGUCUGUCAGCAUGUCUGAUCACAGAGGAAGGCUGUGCUUCUCUGGCCUCAGCUCUGAGCUCCAACCCCUCCCAUCUGAGAGAGCUGGACCUGAGCUACAAUCAUCCAGGAGACUCAGGAGAGAAGCUUCUGUCUGCUGGACUGGAGGAUCCACACUGGAGACUGGACACUCUCAGGAUGGACCAUGGUGGACUGCAGAGACUGAAACCUGGUCUGAGGAAGUAUGCCUGUGAACUGGAACUGGAUCCAAACACAAUGAACACAAACCUCAAACUGUCUGAUAACAACAGGAAGGUGACACGUGUGAAGGAGGAUCAGUCAUAUCCUGAUCAUCCAGACAGAUUUGACUACUGGGAUCAGCUGCUGUGUAGAAAUGUUCUGACUGGUCGAUGUUACUGGGAGGUCGAGAGGAGAGGAGACGUUAAUAUAUCAGUGAGUUACAGAAGAAUCAGCAGGAAAGGAAACAGUCAUGACUGUUGGUUUGGAAGGAAUGAUCAGUCCUGGAGUCUGUUCUGCUCUGAUGAUGGUUACUCUGUCUGGCACAAUAACAUAAAAACAUCCAUGUCCUCCUCCUCCUCCUCCUCCUCCUCCUCCUCCUCCUCCUCCUCCUCCUCCUCCUCCUCUGUCUCUAACAGAGUAGCAGUGUAUGUGGACUGUCCUGCUGGCACUCUGUCCUUCUACAGAGUCUCCUCUGACUCACUGAUCCACCUCCACACCUUCAACACCACAUUCACUGAUCCUCUGUGUGCUGGGUUUAUGGUCUGGUCUGGUUCCUCAGUGUCUCUGUAGGAGGAGCAGAGAGGAGCAGAGAAGAGUAGAGAGGAGUAAAGAGGAGUAAAGAGGAG